Molecule: messenger RNA, 1707 nt
Organism: Cordyceps militaris CM01
Lineage: Eukaryota; Fungi; Ascomycota; Sordariomycetes; Hypocreales; Cordycipitaceae
Product: D-lactate dehydrogenase
Exons: 4
Coding region: 1-1707 (568 amino acids)
Biological process (GO): lactate catabolic process
Cellular component (GO): mitochondrion
Molecular function (GO): FAD binding; D-lactate dehydrogenase (NAD+) activity; D-lactate dehydrogenase (cytochrome) activity
Source: RefSeq, a predicted model, not a curated record
AUGCUACGUUCAUUGUGUAAAUCUCGCUUUCGCGGUCGGCGCUUCGCCGUGCCCAGCCGCCAAUGCCAGUCCACCACGACUCACAGUGCCAAGUCGGCUUCUUCGUGGUCCAGCGGCGCUUUAAUCGGCAUCGCCACAGCUACAGGUGCUAUCGGGUGGAGUGUCGCACAGUGGCAGACGGAGAAAAUCAGCAGCCAAGUUCAUUCUGGCAUUCCUAGCGCUGCCAUCAGAGAGAUUGUGUCGGAACUUGGAAAUGAGGAGAUUAUCUCCACAGAUGAUGAAGACCUCAAAAGGCACGGAUACUCCGAAUGGUCUACCGUCAACCCCGACACGCUGCCCGUAGCCGUUGCCUACCCGCGGAGCACGGAAGACGUGGCCGCUAUUGCGCGCAUCUGUCACACCUACCGCGUGCCUCUGAUCGCCUUUUCCGGGGGCACGAGCCUCGAGGGCAAUUUUUCCGCGCCGUAUGGCGGCAUCAGCGUCGACUUUGCGCACAUGGACCGCAUCCUGCAGCUCAACAAGGACGACAUGGACGUGGUGGUGCAACCGAGCAUCGGCUGGCAGGACCUAAACCAGGCGCUGGCUGACCGGGGCGCGGGACUGUUUUUUCCCGUGGACCCCGGCCCGACGGCCAAGAUUGGCGGCAUGAUUGGGACCAACUGCUCGGGGACGAAUGCCGUCCGGUACGGCACGAUGAAGGACUGGGUGAUCAACUUGACGGUGGUGCUGGCCGACGGGCGGGUCAUCAAGACGCGGAGAAGACCACGCAAGUCUUCGGCGGGGUAUAAUUUGAAUGGCCUCUUUGUCGGCUCAGAGGGAACCCUGGGCAUUGUGACAGAAGCCACGCUGAAACUGGCCGUCAUCCCCGACGCGUACUCUGUGGGCGUCGUAUCCUUUCCGACUAUUCGCGCGGCCGCGGCUGCAGCCGCCGGUGUCAUGCGGGCUGGCGUCCCCGUCGCUUGCAUGGAGAUCAUGGACGACGUGCAGAUGCGCGUCGUCAACCUGAGCGGCCACACGGCCCCGCGGACAUGGAAAGAGCUGCCCACGCUCUUCUUCAAGUUUUCUGGGUCCAAGGCGAGCGUUGCGGAAAACAUUUCCACGGUGCAGGCCAUCACAUCGGAAAACGGUGGCGAAGAGUUUGAGUUUGCCAAGGACGAGCGGGAACAGAAGCUGCUGUGGUCUGCCAGAAAAGAGUCACUCUGGUCCAUGCUGGCCCUCCGAAAGGCUGACGAAGAUGUUUGGAGCACCGACGUCGCCGUGCCGCUGAGCCGCCUCGCCGACCUCAUCGAGGUAAGCAAGAAGGAAAUGGACGACCUGGGCAUGUUUGCGAGCAUCCUGGGGCACAUCGGAGACGGAAACUUUCACGAGAGCAUUCUGUACAACCGCAAUGACCCCGAGGAGCGCGCGCGGGUGGCGCGCUGCGUGCACAACAUGGUGCACCGUGCGCUCAACAUGGAGGGCACAUGCACCGGCGAGCACUCGAUUGGCUGGGGCAAGAAGGCGAGCCUGGUUGCGGAGCUCGGACAGGAGACGGUGGACGUAAUGGCGACGAUCAAGCACGCGCUGGAUCCGCGGUGGGUGCUGAACCCGGGCAAGAUCAUGGACGUGCCGUGGCUGCCGAGAGAGACGUACCUGGAUAGCGCGGAUGUGGUGGUGACGCCGAUUCGGAGGCUGGUCAAGAAGGAUACAGCAAGCAGAGUAGUAUAA